Electrophorus electricus (electric eel) is the source of this 4148-nucleotide messenger RNA. It is a transcript of the gene ndst3, whose product is annotated as N-deacetylase/N-sulfotransferase (heparan glucosaminyl) 3. NCBI's taxonomy places the organism in Eukaryota, Metazoa, Chordata, Actinopteri, Gymnotiformes, Gymnotidae. The record is from RefSeq and is a predicted model, not a curated record. Gene Ontology annotation, molecular function: heparan sulfate N-sulfotransferase activity; hydrolase activity; deacetylase activity. Gene Ontology annotation, cellular component: Golgi apparatus.
AGCGACGGCGGUUAACGGGAUUCUCUUCAGUUCAUCUUUUGAGCACCGCUCCUACCUCCCUCCUGCUUUCUUAACCCGUGUCGCAGCGAAAAGAGAGAGAGAGAGAGAGAGAGAGAGAGAGAGAGAGAGAGAGAGAGAGAGAGAGAGAGAGGAGAAUAGUGAAUAGGUUUCCGCAUCAUUCCAGAUGGCUGCCUUUGAAUCAGCAGCGGAUGGAGAUGGAAGUGGGUUCGCUGGUGCAGGCGCUGAAACGCCAGUGCUUUGAGCGCGCGCUGUCCGGCACCGCUCCGGAGACGGGCGGCUCUCUCGUGACAACUCCCCGCUCGGAAGCACCUCGCGUUCGUCUUGAGGUUAGACGGAGUUUAUGCUGGAAAGUUCAGUGCCGUGGAUGGAAUGCUGUCCUGACAGGGUUUUGGGCUUUAUGAAAAUCGAGAACAGUUCGGCAUUUUCUUGGCCCAUUUCCUCAGUGAACACCAUAAUGUAACGAUCCUAGUCACUCUGACUGAACAUCUGAAUUGGUGUCUUCUUUCAAAGCCAAAUCACGCUAGUCAGCCGGCACAGUGCAAUGGUCACAUGAGUGCAGCAUGAUCACCAGUCAACCAAUCCACUCCUUCUGCCUGGUUCAGUGACCAAUCAGAGACUCUGUACCACACAUGUGCGGUGUUUGCCAUGAAUCUGACCGUGAAGCUGCGGAGGAACCUGAGGAGGCUGGUCAUCCUUCUCGCCACGUUCUGUAUGGUCAGCGUAAUAAUCUCCGCCUACUAUCUAUACGCCGGCUCCGCCCAGGAGCUGGACCUGUCGGACCACAGUGCUGGACCUGACUGCGGCGACCUGCGGUCGCUGCCCUUCCGUCAGGUGGAGCCACGGACGCCGAAGCCCAUGGACACGUCGAGGAAGGACCCUGUGGUGCUGGUGUUCGUGGAGAGCCAGUACUCGCAGCUGGGGCAGGACAUCAUUGCAAUCCUGGAGUCGAACCAGUUCCACUACCAGGCGGAGAUCGCUCCAGGCAAGGGAGACCUCCCGCCGCUGACGCACAAGGGCCGUGGGCGCUAUGCCCUGGUCGUCUAUGAGAACGCGCUGAAGUACGCCGGCAUGGACGCCUGGAACCGUGAGCUCCUGGACAAGUACUGCGCUGAGUAUGGCGUGGGCGUGGUGGCCUUCCACCGAGCAGGCGAGAACGCCCAGCCCAUACUACGCCUCGGGCCCUUCCCCCUCACACUGCUCACCAACGUGGCGCUGCGUGACUGCUGCGUGAACCCGCGCGCGCCGCUCCUUUACGCCACGCGGCCUGAGGUGGACCGGGGCCUGUUGCCCGGCGACGACUGGACUGUCUUCCGCUCCAACCACUCCACGUAUGAGCCGGUGCUGCUGGCCAAGCCGGCGCCUGCCAGCAGCGGCGCCGGUCGCCAGGCGCUAGCUGGCGGCCUGGGCCUGUGGGCCACUGUAGUGCAGGAUCUCGGGCUGUACGACGGGGUGCAGAGGGUGCUGUUUGGCCAAGGACUGGGCUACUGGCUCCACCGGCUGAUCCUGGUGGACGCCAUCGCAUACCUCACCGGGGGAAUGCUGUCCCGCCCACUGGAACGCUACAUCUUGGUGGACAUCGACGACAUCUUCGUGGGGAAGAAGGGGACGCGGAUGAACGUGGAUGACGUGAAGGCUCUCCUAGAGACACAAAACAUGCUGCGAACUCAAAUCUCAAACUUUACAUUCAAUUUGGGCUUCUCUGGGAAGUUUUUUCACACAGGUACGCAGGAGGAAGACGCCGGCGAUGACCUCUUGCUGAAAUAUGUUAACGAGUUCUGGUGGUUUCCACACAUGUGGAGUCACAUGCAGCCCCACCUCUUCCACAACCAAUCGUCCCUGAUGGAACAGAUGAUCCUCAACAAGGAAUUUGCCCUGGAGCACGGUAUCCCCGUGAAUAUGGGCUACGCUGUAGCACCUCACCACUCAGGAGUCUACCCAGUCCACAUGCAGCUGUACGAGGCGUGGAAGAGUGCAUGGGGCAUCCGUGUGACCAGCACAGAGGAGUACCCGCACCUCAAACCCGCACGCCACCGCAAGGGCUUCAUCCACAGUGGCAUCCUGGUACUUCCGCGCCAGACAUGCGGCUUGUUCACACACACCAUUUUCUAUAAGGAAUACCCAGGAGGGCCCAAGGAACUGGACAAGAGCAUACGAGGAGGAGAGCUCUUCCUCACUGUCCUCCUGAACCCUAUUAGCAUCUUCAUGACUCAUUUGUCUAACUAUGGGAAUGAUCGCUUGGGUCUGUACACGUUCGUGAACCUGGCCAACUUCCUGAAGUGCUGGACCAAUCUGAGACUCCACACGCUCCCCCCGAUCGAGCUCGCGCACCACUACUUCUCCCUGUUCCCUGAGCAGAGAAACCCACUCUGGCAGAACCCGUGUGAUGAUAAGAGGCACAAGGACAUUUGGUCUAAAGAGAAGACCUGUGACAGGCUACCAAAGUUUAUGGUGGUUGGACCUCAGAAAACUGGCACUACAGCUCUCUACCUCUUUCUUCUCAUGCAUCCCUCCAUCUCCAGCAGUUUCCCCAGCUCCAAGACCUUUGAGGAGGUCCAGUUCUUCAACACAAAUAACUACCACAAAGGCAUUGACUGGUACAUGGAGUUCUUUCCUGUGCCAUCGAAUGUCAGUACAGAUUUCUUGUUUGAAAAAAGUGCAAACUACUUCCCCUCAGAGGACACACCCAAAAGAGCUGUUGCACUGUUGCCCAAAGCCAAGAUCCUGACGCUGCUCAUCAACCCCUCUGAUAGGGCCUACAGCUGGUACCAGCACCAGAGAGCCCACGAGGACCGCACGGCUCUACGUUUCAGCUUCUACGAGGUGAUCUCAGCCAAUCAUCAUGCUCCGUCAGAGCUGCGCUCCCUACAGGGCCGGUGCCUGGUGCCCGGCCUGUAUGCCGUCCACCUAGAGAGAUGGCUCACCUACUACCCUCCCAGUCAGCUGAUGAUAAUAGAUGGGCAGCAACUGAGAAACGACCCAGCAGCUGUGAUGGAUGAGGUGCAGAAGUUCCUGGGCGUUUCCCCACACUUUAACUACUCCCAGGCACUCACGUUUGACCCUCAGAAGGGUUUUUGGUGUCAGCUGUUGGAUGGUGGCAGAACUAAGUGUUUGGGCAAGAGCAAAGGACGCAGAUACCCCGCCAUGGAUGCAGAGUCCCGGGACUUUCUUUCUCGCUUCUACAGGGAUCACAACAUCGAGCUGUCUAAGCUCCUCCAUCGGCUAGGUCAGCCUCUUCCUGCAUGGCUCCGCGAGGAGCUCCAAAAGGUCAGGUAGCACUAAGGUCAGAGGUCGAGGGUCACGACCGCAAAAGGACACCAAGCAAGUGGGCUUUCUGCAGCCAGAGGGGGCAAAGGUGACCAGCAAGCCACUGGAGCGGCCUUGUUUCCCCUGGCGACACGGAUGUGCCGCUCAGAGCGGAAGUACGCUGGGAACAGGAGGGAGGGGAUGGAGGAUGAACUGUAUCAACCCCUGAACACCGAACACAGUUUCACCCCCUACUUCAAGCGGUGAUGCCUAGUUCUCCAGCCCCAAGGGUCAUAACUCCCUGCAGGGUUCUGGUGCCUGAUGCCAGACCAGGGCAGGAAUGAACCUGCACUGGGCAGUCUGGCUUGGUGCCCCUGACUUAAAGCCUUUAUAACUGCUUCACAAGGACUUCACUGCUGCUCCAUGACACUGGGAAUCUGCCCUUGCACACUCAUCGAAGAGUGGACAGCGUGGGGGCGGAGCCAGGCAUUGACGACCGUCGACCUCAACGAGGCGGCAUUAAGCUGCUUGUUACUCGAACUGAACUGUCACAUUCCACACAGUCGAAUGCACUCGGAAGAAGAGACACAGUGUGAAAGUCAAAUAAAUCUAUCCUGAAUUAACAUCAACUUGAACAGCCCACUGCUGCUGAAAUCCUGAGAAUAACUUGGAGGCGUGUGCGUGCAUGUGAGCGUGUGUGUGUUCAGUUGUCAGGUAAGCCUUUUCUUUGCUCAUUCAGAUGGGCUUGAGCUGAUUGGUCCAUUGUGUGAAAUAUUCCCUCCGAUUCUUUUUGACAUUUGUCUCAUUUCAGUGAGAUGGUGGUGCUUUGGAAAUGUACAGAAAUAUAUAUAAAUAUAUUAAACACUGGAACUAUGUUUUAGUAA